Molecule: messenger RNA, 954 nt
Organism: Drosophila hydei
Lineage: Eukaryota; Metazoa; Arthropoda; Insecta; Diptera; Drosophilidae
Product: homocysteine-responsive endoplasmic reticulum-resident ubiquitin-like domain member 2 protein
Exons: 2
Coding region: 68-814 (248 amino acids)
Biological process (GO): endoplasmic reticulum unfolded protein response
Source: RefSeq, a predicted model, not a curated record
GUAAUAAGAAUAAAUCGAUUUGUCUAUUCGCAGCACCAGCAGCACAGGCGGUGUCAUUCCACCGACAAUGCUGCCACCUUUUAUGCAAAGUAUGCCAGGACUUCAUAACAAUAUGGGCGUGCCGCUGGUGGCACAUCAACCGGUGCCAGUGGUGGUGGCAGCUGGCGCAGCAGCUGGACAGCCCAAUGAGGAGGCCGUAGCUCGACGGCCGGCAGCACAGCCUGUUGAUGGUCCCAAUUUUCCCAAUAUACAGGAGGAGCCCGAGGUGCGCGACUGGCUGGAUAGUUUCUUUAGCUUAACACGAUUGGCCAUUUUUGUAACAGUUUUGUAUUUCAAUUCAUCGCCCAUGCGCUGCUUGAUGGUGGUGUUCAUCGCAAGCGUGAUUUAUCUCUACCACAUCGGCGUCUUGCGUCGUCGUCGUGAGCGAAAUAACAACAACAUCAAUCGAAAUAACAAUGCUGGCAAUAAUAUUGCCGCCUUUGCGGCUGUGCAACAAAUACAACGUAUGAUGGACGCAGCCGUUGAGCAAGACAAUAAUCCACAGGCAGUUGAUGCAGCUAUUGCUGCUGCUGAGCAGCCCAAUGCGGCACCUGCACCAGUACAAGCGCCAGCACAAGCACCUGCCGCUGAACCAAAUGAUGCUGCGCAGCCAGCAGCCAGCGCUGGUGGGGAUCAAGCCAUGGAUGCCGCUGCAGCUGCCGCUGAAGCUGUAGCCGUUGAGCCAGCGAAUGCCAAUACCUCUGUGAUUUCUAUUGUGCGCACCUUUGUCAUAACGUUCUUCACUUCGCUGUUGCCCGAGGCGCCGGCGCUGUAAAGUCGAACGUAUUACAUCUUUACUCUCUGUGGCCUCUUGGAUAUUUUCUCCAUUAUUUCCUUUUUGCACUUCCUCCCCUUUUCCUCUACAUUUAUAAAUGUUAUAAUUUAUGCAUACCUGAACUUUUGCAAUAUCUGUUU